This is a messenger RNA of Paramisgurnus dabryanus, 4754 nucleotides long. The record is from RefSeq and is a predicted model, not a curated record. Lineage: Eukaryota; Metazoa; Chordata; Actinopteri; Cypriniformes; Cobitidae.
AAUUGGUAAACAUAACCGAUCACCGCUGUGUCUCUGAUUCAUUUCUUCAUGUACCUCUGCAAGUACUCCAUUCAUUUGUCACGAUAGCAGUUCAAUCAAAGUGGACGAGCAACGAUAUGAACGUGCGCGCACCGUUAUGAAUGCGCGCACACCCAACUUCUACGGAAGACUUUAUUCGCGCCCAACCAUCUACUCUGACGAAGACGCUGAACACGGAUGAUUGAGCAUUCUUUUAGUCAUGGCCAAACUUGCUCUGAACAGCCCAGAUGUUAAAAACAUCGAUGAGGGGGUGAAGAAUCGGUUUAAAUGGAGCUGGUUGCAGGAGACUGUCCAAGUCCAAGGAGAGACCAUGCCAAUGAAUUGUUUCAGCAAAAUUAGGGAAGCAGGGAGGGCGAUUUGCGACACUUGCAAUCAACAUAUAAAUUACGGAACAAGUGGGAAGAAUGCCCUAAAGAAGCAUGUGGAGCAUCCAAAGCAUAUAAAAGCUUGGAAGACGCAACAGCAGAACAUGCGCAUCAAUAUAACACCAUCGGAUAAUAUAAUUGUUGCAGUUUCACCCAACAACCCAGUGCAACCUAGGAUUCCUCCUUUAUGCAACCGAGUUGCACAGGAUCAAGCACUCGUUCUUGGAUUUGUUGCUGAGAACUCACUUCCUCUAUCAAUCACACCAGGGCUUAUUGAUUUAGCAAAGGUGCUGGCAAAAGACCCAAAAGCUCUCGCAGAACUAUCUAUGGACAGGACCUCUGCUUCAUACAAGCUCAAUUAUGGUGUUAAGAAGACCAUUCAAGAUGAAGUGCUGGAGGAAAUAAGAAGUGUCCCCUUCUCCCUCAACAUCGAUGAGGCGACAAGCAAAACAUACAAGAGGAUCUUGGGUGUGCUUGUUAGUUACUGGUCUGAGAAACUUCAGAGGAUGGCUGUGCAACACUUAGCAGCACUGGAGGUUGUGUCUGUAACUGCGGAAUCCCUUUUCAAGAAACUGGACGAGCUCUUUGAAAAGAUGAGUCUGCCGUGGGAUAAUUUGAUAUCCAUUCUUAUGGACUCAUGUGCUGUAAUGAGAGGUUCCAAAAAUGGGCUGGAGAAACUUAUCAGAGAUCGCCGUGCCCCUCAAAUGCUUGACAUAGAUGGUGACUCAUGCCACCAUGUACACAAUGCCAGCAAGAAAUUCUGCUCUCCAUUUGAGCAUUGGGUCGAAGGUUUGCUCUCAGAUCUUCACACAGACCACAGAUGGUCUGCAGACAUGAGAGAUGGCCUCAGAGAAAUUUCCAUCAUCCUUGGAAUCCAUGCCUCACGACCUGAGCGAUACAUCCCACACCGGUGGCUGUCAGUGCUGGAUGUGAGCCUGGAUACACUGCGCAUGUGGGAUGCAUUUAUCAUUUUUUACUAUGCCUUCCUGGGCAAUGAAGAUAGGGCAACAUACAAAGACAUAGUCAAUGGCAUCCUUGAAAAGCGUGGGGUACAAGAAGCUGGCUGGACCCGCAUAAAGGAGUUGUGGAAGGAGUUGGAAAUCAGGUCCAAAAACUUCACAAAUGAAGGAAAGAUGAGGAAAGUUAGAAUUUACAAAAAGGUGUUUUUCGAGGAGAAGAGAACACUGCUUGAGCUUAACUUUUAUGCAUCUCUCCUUCCAAUGCUAAAACAAUACACCCUCCUCUUUCAAUGCAAGGAACCGAAGAUCCACAGACUCCACGAUGAGCAAGAAAUACUCCUUAAAGAGUUCUUGUCCUGUUUCAUCAAGCCAGAGAAACUCAUAAAAAAUGGGAAGAACUUGUCGGGACCAAACAUGAAGUGUCUUGAUUUAAGGUCAACAGAGAACCAUCUGCCAGAGCCUUUUAUUGGAUAUGAGGCCACAUCUAUUCUUGAAAAGCUUGGAAAAAAUCAUCCUGUGUCAAAAUCUUUCAAUAUGAAGGUUAUCCAAGCCUACACCAGAUGUGCCAUUGAUCUGCAAGCAAAACUGCCUCUGAACAAUCCAGUUCUGAGGACCCUGUCAUGCUUGGACCCGAAUGCCCGGGGAAGCCAACACAUCAUUCCUCACCUGAAGAAAUUGCUGGACAUGUUUCCAGCUGUGAAGCUUACGGAAGAGGAGAAAGCUGGUUUUCAGCAUGAAAUAUACAGAUAUGCAAGUGACAUGAAGUUGCCACCAAUGACGGAUGACACAAGAGUUGACCUGUGGUGGAAUGCAGUAAGACAAACAUUGAGGUACCCAACACUUGCCAAGAUGGCACUCUUUGCUUUAUGCCCUUUUCAUGGCCCUCAAGUAGAGUCUUCAUUUAGUAUGAUGGCCAACAUCAUGCAGGCCAAAACAACAAGCCUGAAUGUGGAGACCUAUGAGGCCUAUGAAGUUGUAAAGUACCAGCUGAAGGCCAUGCAAGUCUCAGCAAUUCACCACUACUCCAGACCGUCAAAGGACAGCCCAAUCAACCCAUCCCUUGUACAGAAUGUCAAACUCGCAAGCCGGAGAUACAGGGCAGAGAACAAACGGAGGGCAGAACUUCAUGCUCCCAAUCCAGCCAGAAAGAAGGCAGCCAAAGACACAAUAGUGGCAGCAGCUUUAAGUGCCAGAAAUACUUUUCAAAAGCGGCGGCUGCAAGCAUUGAGAAAGCUUGUUGCCAAGAAAUAGUCUAAUUCAAUGUGCACUGUUUGCAAUGUGUUUUGCACUGUUUGCAAUGUGUUUUGCACUGUUUGCAAUUUGUUUUGCACUGUUUGCAAUGUUUAAUAAAAUCUAUAUAAAUUAUGUCUGUGUGUGUGUGCGCGUGUGUGGGGGGGGUGGUUUCGGGGUCGCCACGUCAUGGUAGGUGCACCAUAUAGUUUCCUGCUUUUUUGUCGUUUGCCAAUCACACCUAUGACUGAUGACCACAGGUUUAAUCGAGACAGCGCAAGCUAGCUAAUCUUUUACCUUAUAACGCAGGUAGUGAUGAUUCUCUCAGACCAAUCAGGGAUCUACAGUGUUUUCACAUCACGUUUUAGUAUCAGCUCGGCUCGCUUGGAAUCCCAACUGAGGUGGUACUAAAAAAAGUAUCGGGUACUACUUACUGCACCCAGUGGAAAAGCUCCCAAAAGUAAGCAGACCUUAACCAAACCGUUUGGGUACUAUGCAAUGGAAAAGCGGCAUUAGUUUAGUGGUUCUCACACUGGGGGCUGUGGCAUUUGACAUUUUAUCAAAUACAUUAAUUUACCGUAAAUUCUGUGUAUUUAAACCUCAGAAAAAUAAGGCUAUAACCAAGAGCUUUGCAUUGUAUAUUUAAAUAUGUUUAUAAAACUUAACAUUUUAAUUGAACUAAUGUUUUAUGUCAUACAUUUCUUUGUGGAGGUACUGUAUACAAAGGGGCCGCAUGCAGAAAAUCUUUGAGAACCACUGCCUUAGUACCAAAUCCACUUAAUUCCAGCUAUAGGCCAUUCAAAAGCAACAGUUUGCUGGCAAAUACACCAACAGCAAAUUCCUCUAAGGCUGGGUACACACCAAAAGAUUUUUUACAUCUUAUAAGAUUUAAAAAAUGUGAUAGACCACAAAAAUGAGGAUAAAAAUCCUAGAUUUAACCGUUUUGCUCCUAUAAAAAGAUUUUUAGUCUCGACUGUGAACACAGGAAACCCCACAAAAUCUCGUGAGACUUCAGAAUAAGCAUGGUGGACGAUAUGCAGGAAGACAUUUCAAUGAUAGUGCUUGGAAUAAUUUUUACAAGACUCGUAUAAACAUUCGUGCUGUUGCCACAAAUCAACAAGCUGAUCCUCCAUCUCUGCUGUCCACAUCAACUUCACUUUGGCCAUUUCUCAAUCCGAAGGCUGCAGCCUGCGGAGGUCGCAUUUGCAGGCUGCAUACGUCAUGAAACCAGGAAAACCGGAGCCGCGCCGAUCGUAAAUAUUCAACAUGGCGAAUAUUUACAAUCAGCGCGGCUCCGACGUUCUUCCGAACAGGUUUGGACACUCUAAACACACCUCACACGAAGGGACAAUCUGGUAAAAUAAUCUGUAGAACCAUCGUGAUACUCGGGACAUAGCUAGGAUUGUCAGAAGGGGGGAAAUCGGGCCAAAAUCAGCCCGAUUAUCUUUUGGUGUGUACCCAUCAUAAGUGCACAUAAGAUGAAGAUUAAUUGACCGGGUAUCAGAUUUAAAUUUUGGUCCCUUGUGAGUCCUUGGACCUGAAUACAACCUGAUGUGACGGUGACAUGGGUCACAACGCCCCCCCUAAAGUGUGGUUUAGUUUCUUCAUUUUUACAAUAUGACUUUCAUUACUUGGAAUGUUUCUAGUUGUAUCUUCAGUGAUUUUGAUCUGUUUACAGUCUUUCCCAAAGAAGUGGAUUUUUGUGUCAAAAGCAUGCACUUUUGUCUUAAAGGGCUUUACAGUAAAAACAAUCAAAUUUGUUAAAUACUAGGGAUGCACCGAAAUAUUCGCCCACCGCAAAUUUUCGGCCGAAAGAUUUUUAUUACGAAACAAUACGGCCGAAAUGUUGUGUGACGCAAACAGAAACCGCGACCUGUACCUGCUUGUCUGAAGCAACAUCUGCGGUGUGGACGUAUUUAACAGCAAAAAGGCGCUAAAGUGAGCAGCUUUCUGUAGGCACAGUGCGGUUGAAUGUGUCAGACGUGAUCGAUCAGAACUCUUGAUGUGAAAACUUUAGAGAGAGUCGCACUGUGUCUCAUACUGUAGUCCAUUAGCAUACAUUUGGUGAAUAAAGCAAUGAAAAACAACGUAAUGUCAGGGAACUACGCUGCGACCAAAAUGGUCACACAUGCGACCUUUUGAACUGCCAUUGCGACUAGGG